UCUCAUACGCGUAGCAUUAUUGAAGCUAGCUUGCGCCACGUUUUAACUUUGUUUUCCUUUUCAGUGUCCCGUCUUCACUAUGUGUAGCAGCUGUACAUCUCAAAUUAAUAUUAAAGUUCUGUUCUUGACCAGACGUUCAGCCUGUUAACGUAGGGAGGUGGGCGUGAAGCGUGAAACUCGUUUGAAAGUUGUCUUACAAUGUAGCCGUGGUAGUAAACGUUAAGGCGUGUAGUUUUUAGUUCAGAUUAUUAUUAAGGAGUUUAAAUGUCUCGGUUGGAGUGGGCCGAGUGUCAGCUGGCAGAGCUGGAGCUGCUGUGCAGCAUGUUUCCCUCUCAGGAGGAGCUGCAGAUCUCAGAUCAGCUGGCUGUGGCUGAGCUCAGGAGCUUUGUGGAGGGAUCUGCACACACUCCUGCGUCCAGACCACAGUUUGUCAUCAAACAAAACCUGCACCCAGCAGCCACAGAGAAGGUGGACGUCACUGUAUCCUGUGCUUUUCCAUCCGAAUAUCCCAGUGUGUUACCGGAGAUAACAGUGAGGUGUGCCAGUCUCAGCAGGGCCCAGCAGACACGGCUGCAUGCAGAUCUCACUGCGUACCUCAUGGAAAACUGCCAGGGGGAAGUGUGCGUGCUGUCUGCUGUGGACUGGGUGAAAGACAACCUGCAGCUCUUCAUUAACAAGAGCUCAUCAGCUGCAGCGCCUUCAAAGAAAGAGCCUGCGUCUCCGCGGCCACACCAAGUCUUCAGCCGACUUUGGAUCUACAGCCACCACAUCUACAACAAGACAAAGAGGAAGAAUAUUUUGGAGUGGUCCAAGGAGCUGGGCCUGUCAGGAUUUAGCAUGCCUGGUAAACCUGGCAUUGUGUGUGUGGAAGGCCCUCAAAUCGCCUGCGAGGAGUUCUGGUCCAGAGUGAAGGUUCUGACAUGGAAGAAGAUCAUGAUUCGACACAGAGAGGAUAUUCCCCUGGAUGGACAGGGUGACGAAAAGAUGGAGUCACUGCGUAAAUUCACAGGCUUUGAAGAGGCAAUGUUUGAUCCCCAUGGGAACAGAGGUAAUCACAUGGACCUUGGACAGUUGUAUAAAUUCUUAAAUGAAAAAGGUUGUUGUGAUGUCUUUCAGAUGUAUUUUGGCAUUGAAGGGAGAUAGAAGUCAGACCAUGUGCAGGGAUGCCAGGUCCACUCAGGGCUGCUAUUCAUUCAUUUAUAAGCUGAUUAAAAAU
Messenger RNA from Thalassophryne amazonica, 1216 nucleotides. RefSeq names its product RWD domain containing 2B (gene rwdd2b). Bases 265 to 1143 code for a protein of 292 amino acids. NCBI's taxonomy places the organism in Eukaryota, Metazoa, Chordata, Actinopteri, Batrachoidiformes, Batrachoididae. The transcript is spliced from 4 exons. The record is from RefSeq and is a predicted model, not a curated record. Gene Ontology annotation, molecular function: protein binding.